This is a messenger RNA of Protopolystoma xenopodis, 1266 nucleotides long. The record is from the annotation of a GenBank genome assembly. Lineage: Eukaryota; Metazoa; Platyhelminthes; Monogenea; Polystomatidea; Polystomatidae.
UCCUCCUCCUCCUCCUUCUCCUCUUCCUCCUCCUCCUCCUCCUCCUCUUCUUCAAGCCCCGUGGCCUCUCUGCCCACGGCUCCCUUCUACCCGUGCAGUCUUGCCGACGGUCUGCUUGGUCGCAUCACUCCUGUCGGGGUUGGCGACCAACCCGGCAAUUUACAGUCGGCCCCAAGUACCACUCCUUCCCUCGUCUCCGGCUUGUCAGGCGUCCCGGUUGCCAUGGCUGGAUCGGGACUGUUCUCUUUUGAUGCCUUCAUGAAGACAAUGGCGGUGGCCGGUGACGUCGACCCGCAAAAGGCGGCGUUGCUUCUGUCUGCGUUUCAGGACAGUGUGGCCGCAGGCCAGGCAGCAGUGAAUGUGGCGUCACCACCGAUUGCGGGUCUCGCCAGUCGGCCGGUCUCGACCAGCUCUACCGGCGACGAGCAGUUGAACAACUCCUGUCGGCCAAUUGCAACCUGCGUAAAUAGCGGACUGGGACUCGCCUCGCUGUCAAUCUCUUCGCUGUUUUCUCCACCGGGCACUCUGUCCGUGGCGCCCUCUUGUCCGUCCUCGUCGGCCGCCUCUUCACUUUUGUCGUCUUCACCGUCAUCCGUUUCUUUUUCCACCCUUCUGCCGGCGCCUGGCGACCGGAGACUGGAACUGGCUCGAUCAGAUGCUGGCCGACUUGCAAAUGAGUCCAACAAAGGCGGCAGGCGAUCGCGAGACGAAGCCAAGACCGAAGCCAUGGCUGAGACAACUACCGGUCAGCUGGCUGACCACGAGAGGCUGGACUCGAAUGUCAUGAGAAGAGAAAAGGGUCCUGACGAUCGGACAGCUGGCGUAAGCAGCGAGGCCGACGCUCGGGCCUCCUCGCCAUUCCUAUACACUCCCAAGGCUCACAGCUCGUCGAGCCCACCCGCUUCUAGCCCUAGCAUCCCCAGCGUCCUGUCAGCCCCAGCCUCCAUCACAUCCCAUGUCCACAACCAUGUCAAGCCUCCCAACUCGGAAUUGCCGAUUGGACACGCCGAUCUGACGACCAGGUCCAGCACGUCAGUGCGGUCAAUUUCAUGCUCCAGCAACAAGCAUGUCGGGCAACCAGGCGAGGCAGCAGUUGAUCUCUCCUCGUCUCGCCAGCCCACCAGCGCCCCUUCAGCCAAUUGUCUCCGGUUGUUUCACUCGCUAGCAGCAAUGCCGAUUUCGUAUGUCCCACAGUCCGGGCACGGGAGUUUUGCAGCUUCCUGUCCGGCUGCCGGUUCGACCACAGCCGCUAGUUCUGGCCGGUGA